Molecule: messenger RNA, 1908 nt
Organism: Aspergillus versicolor CBS 583.65
Lineage: Eukaryota; Fungi; Ascomycota; Eurotiomycetes; Eurotiales; Aspergillaceae
Product: acyclic terpene utilization AtuA family protein
Exons: 1
Coding region: 1-1908 (635 amino acids)
Source: RefSeq, a predicted model, not a curated record
AUGGAGCCCAUUCACACCUCAUCUGCGCCCAAACGGGCGAUCCGCAUCGGCGGUGCAAGCGGCGGAUUUACGGAUCGGCAGCGAAGCAUCUUGUCCCUUGCUAGAGACAACGAUGUCGAUGUCAUCAUAGGUGACUGGAUGAGCGAAAUGACAAUGCAGUGGCACGGCGCGGAGAAAGCUGGCCGAGCUCAGUUCAAAAGCCCUGGUGCUUCUAGCCCUAUUACGACGUUCGAUCCAUCUUUCAUGGGCACUUUCACUCCUGCCUUGCCGUACCUACAGCAGCGCGGGAUCAAAGUGGCCGUGAAUGCGGGUGCCAGUGAACCAGACAAACUGGCCGGACUCGUCAUUGCUGCUAUAAAAGAGCAGAACCUGGAUCUUAAGGUCGCCUGGAUCCAAGGGGACGAGGUAAUCGAUGUCGUGGGGCGACUGAUGGAACAAGGCGAGAAGUUCGAGAACAUCUGCUUUGGUGGGAAUUUAGAAGACUGGCAAUUCAAACCAAUCGCUGCCCAGUGCUACCUUGGUGGUGCUGGCAUCGCAGAGGCGUUCGGAAAAGGCGCAGACAUUGUGAUCUGUGGCAGAGUCUCCGACGCAGCGCCUGUAGUCGGGGCGUCGAUGUGGUGGCAUGGAUGGGACCGCAACAGAGACUUCGACGAGAUAGCAGGAUCAUUGAUCGCCGGACACCUGAUCGAGUGUUCCAGCUACGUUUGCGGUGGAUAUUACAGCGGCUUUAAAGAUCUUUUCGAUGGCUGUGAGAAUAUCGGGUUCCCGAUUGCUGCGAUAGACAAGGACGGGACCUUCACAUUAGAGAAAGAGCACGGCACCGGCGGUGAAAUGUCGGUGGGAACGGUGACGUCCCAGCUCUUGUAUGAGAUUCAGGGUCCUCGGUAUUACGGCUCAGACGUGGUGGCACUUCUUGAAGGUAUCCAGAUACGGCAGAUUGCCAAAGACGAAGUCCUGGUAACCGGGGUAAAGGGAUCCCCACCGCCGACAACGACAAAGGUCGGCAUCACGGCUCGCGGUGGCUACCAGGCUGAGUUUCACUUCUACAUGUGUGGCCUGGACCUCAAGGAGAAAGCUGCCUGGACCGAGAGGCAGAUACGCCACAGUAUGGGCGAGAAUAUCUCCAAAUUCUCAUGCCUUAAGUUCAGCCUCAAUGGCUGGUGUCAGGAAAACCCAGAGAACCAGGAUGUAGCAACGGUUGACUUCCGCAUAUUGGUCCAGACACAAGACAAGGGGUUGCUUGGUGCGGGAUCAAUGGUCGGUUUCCAACGGUGGUGCAUGGAGAAUUUCCUGCAGAGUGCACCCGGCGCGAGCAUUGAGAACGACUUGAGACAGUGCACCGGCAAAGAAUUCUUCGAAUACUGGGUCGCUUUGAUGCCCCAAUCUGAGAUCGUUCACGAGGUGAGUCUGCCCUGGCUGGACCAAACCAUCCGGGUCCCUCCUGCAGCCAACCUCGAGGACUACGGAAAGACAUACGCAACAAGGCAAUGGAGCUACGAGACGGACAGCCCAGUUGAUGCAGCUUCAUUUGGCCCUGUAAGCAGCGCGCCCCUAGGUAGGGUUGCCCUGGGUCGUUCCGGAGACAAGGAUUCGGACGCAAAUGUCGGCUUCUUCGUGCGGAACGACGAUGAAUGGCAUUGGCUUCGAUCAUAUCUCACGGUAGCCAAGAUCAAGGAAUUGCUGGGCCCAGAAUACAAUGGGAAGUCCGUCGACCGAUUUGAGAUUCCCGCCAUUCGCGCGGUGCAUUUUCUGCUCCACGAUCAUCUUGAUCGGGGCUGGGGUGCUACGAGCACAUAUGACGGGCUGGGCAAAAAUGUGUGCGAGUAUCUCAGGGCGAAGCAUGUUGAGCUUCCAAACAUUUUCCUGGAGAAAGGCCAGGUGUCUCACCAGGCAAGGUUGUACACUUGA